AUGGUAGUUGAGCUUUGGACUGGCUUUCCAUGGGUGAUGUGCCAGCAAAUUGAUGAUGUUGGUGUUAGAGGAGGAGAUGUCACAUAUGAUGGAAGAUCUCUUAUCAUUGACGGCCAAAGGAAACUUCUGUUUUCCGGUUCAAUUCACUAUCCUCGCAGCACUCCUGAGGAUAAUGCAAUUCUCAUUCUCCUUCUGAUGUGGCCUUCUUUGAUAGCAAAAGCCAAAGAAGGAGGAGUUGAUGUGAUUCAAACAUAUGUGUUUUGGAAUUCGCACGAGCCAAAACCUGGAGAGUAUGAUUUCGGUGGGAGAAAUGACUUGGUGAAAUUCAUAAAGGAAAUCCAAGCACAAGGACUAUACGCCUGCCUUAGGAUUGGACCUUUCAUCGAGAGUGAAUGGACUUAUGGGGGGUUCCCGUUUUGGUUGCAUGAUGUCCCCGGCAUUGUUUAUCGAUCAGAUAAUGAACCCUUCAAGUUUUACAUGCAAAAUUUUACCACAAAAAUAGUGAACAUGAUGAAGUCAGAGGGUUUAUAUGCUUCAAAAGGAGGUCCGAUAAUACUGUCACAGAUUGAGAAUGAAUAUCAAAAUGUUGAAGCAGCUUUUAGGGACAAAGGGCCCUCAUACGUCAUUUGGGCAGCAAAAAUGGCAGUUGAGCUCCAGACUGGUGUGCCGUGGGUGAUGUGCAAACAAACUGAUGCUCCUGAUCCAGUGAUCAAUACAUGCAAUGGAAUGAAAUGUGGAGAAACUUUUGGAGGACCUAAUUCGCCAACAAAGCCCUCACUUUGGACAGAGAAUUGGACAUCAUUCUAUCAAGUGUAUGGUGGAGAACCAUAUAUACGAUCUGCUGAAGACAUUGCCUUCCAUUUCCAUGGUGGAACAAAUUUUGGAAGAACUGCAUCGGCAUAUGUCAUAACAGGAUAUUAUGAUCAAGCACCUCUUGAUGAAUAUGGUUUAAUUAGACAACCAAAAUGGGGUCAUCUUAAGGAGCUGCAUGCUGCAAUCAAGUCUUGCUCUACAACAAUACUAGAGGGAGUGCAAUCUAAUUUCUCAUUGGGCCAACUUCAACAGGCCUAUAUUUUUGAAGAAAAAGGAGGAGGUUGUGCUGCAUUUCUUGUAAACAAUGACCAGAAAAAUAAUGCAACUGUCGAAUUUAGAAAUACAACCUUUGAGCUGCUCCCAAAGUCAAUUAGUAUUCUACCUGACUGUGAAAAUAUAAUCUUCAACACUGCAAAGGCAAAUGCAAAGAAUAAUGAGAUAAUCAGAACGUCAAGUCAAUUGUUUGAUGAUGCUGAUAGGUGGGAAGCAUAUAAAGAUGUUAUCCCUAACUUCUCAGAUACUAACCUUAAAUCAGAUACACCGUUGGAGCACAUGAAUACAACCAAAGAUAAAUCAGAUUAUCUUUGGUAUACUUUUAGCUUUCAACCAAAUUCAUCUUGUUCUGCACCUGUACUUCAUGUGGAGUCUCUUGCACAUGUUGCAUCUGCUUUUGUCAACAACAAAUAUGCAGGAUCUGCACAUGGAAGUAAGGAUGCCAAGGGUCCCUUCACCAUGGAAGUACCAAUUGCCUUAAAUGAUGAGAUGAACAAUAUUUCUAUACUCAGCAAUAUGGUUGGAUUACCGGAUUCAGGAGCUUUUCUGGAGAGAAGAUAUGCUGGCUUAACCAGAGUGGAAAUUAGAUGUGCUCAACAAGAUAUUUAUAAUUUUACCAAUAAUUAUGAAUGGGGAUAUCAGGUAGGGUUAUUUGGAGAGAGCUUAAACAUACACAUGAGACAAAAUUUGGGCAACGUUGAGUGGAGCAAAGUUGUUUCAGAGACUGAUCAGCCACUUACUUGGUUUAAGAUUGAAUUUGAUGCACCUAUGGGGAGUGACCCAGUAGUUUUAAACCUUAGCACAAUGGGGAAAGGUGAAGCAUGGGUGAAUGGGCAAAGCAUUGGACGUUACUGGAUUUCAUUUCUCACGCCUAAGGGACAGCCUUCACAAACAUUGUACCAUGUUCCUCGGGCUUUUCUUAACACUUCAGGAAACCUCUUAGUCCUGCUUGAGGAAUCUGGAGGGGAUCCUCUCCACAUUUCGUUAGACACUGUUUCAAGAACAGGAUUACAAGAAAUUGCUCCCAGUUAUCACCCUCCACAGUAA
Molecule: messenger RNA, 2133 nt
Organism: Dovyalis caffra
Lineage: Eukaryota; Viridiplantae; Streptophyta; Magnoliopsida; Malpighiales; Salicaceae
Source: the annotation of a GenBank genome assembly